AUGAAAUCACAUCAACAACACUUGAUCCGAACAUUGUGUUCCUCACCUCUUGUGAGGAGAUCAUUGCCAAUACAACAAUGUAAUUCAUUGUUGGAUUUUCCAUUAUUAUCAGCUGUGAAAAGAUCAUCGGAAUGGAAAAUGAUGAUGAAUACAAAGAUAAUGAUGAAGGAAUUUUCAAUGAAUUCUAAACAAUUAUUCCAUUCUGGAGUGAGUUUAAGUGAUAGUGCUAAUAAUAUUGGCUCGAUUUACAUUGAAAGGACAAAUAUUGCAAUUGUUGGAGCUAUGAAUAGUGGAAAAUCAACUCUGAUGAACUGUUUGACCAAUUCAAAUACUAGUAUUGUGGAUUCUACACCUGGUACAACUGCUGAUGUAAAGAUGACAACUAUGGAGUUGCACGGUAUUGGUCCAACAAAGUUAUUUGAUACACCAGGUACUGAUGAGGCAUCAGAUCUUGGCGAAAAGAAGAGACAAAAAACACUGAUUGCCCUUAAAGAGUCCGAUAUUGUGGUUGUAGUGGUGGAUCCUUUCAAUGGUAGCAGUGUUCAACAAGCCAAAUGGUUGACUGGUGAGUGUGAAAAGAAUGAAAGACCAUUCUGUAUUAUAUUCAAUGUUUCCGAGUUGAAGAGAUCAUCUGUGGAGAGUUUGAGUGAUAAGCUGGAUUCGAUUGAAACUGAUUUGAAAGUCAAUGAAUUUGAGCAACAGGGAAAUGUUCAAAUGAAUAAGUACUUCUGUGGAACUACAUGUGUGGAUUUGGAAUCAAAAAUUGCUCACACCAAAUGUAUCAAGUUCAUUGAAGAUUGCCACAAGAAGAGUAAAAUGAAGGCAAGCUCUACUCCAAUGUAUCCAACAAGAUUACUUCCAAAUUUAAUGGAAAACUCUACUGUAUUUUUGAAUAUUCCAAUGGAUGAGGAGACACCAUCUGGUAGAUUACUCAAACCUCAAGCCAUGGUUCAUGAAUAUUUACUCAGGGAGUAUAGCAAUGUAUUUUCAUAUAGAAUGAAUUUGAAACAUGCAAGAAGUUCGGAUAAGGAGCUUGUGGAAAAGGAGAAGAAGAGAUUCCUCGAAGCCAUCAAAACUCUUAAUUCAAAUGGAAAAUUACAACUCUUAAUUACCGACUCGCAAGCUAUGGAUAUUGUGCAUCCAUGGACUAUUGAUGAGGCAACAAAGGAGAGUAUUAUUGAUAUCACUACAUUCAGUGUCAUUAUGAUUAACUUUAUGAGUAAUGGAAGACUUUCAGAAUUUUUGAAAGGAAUUGAAGCAUUCAAAGCUCUCCAACCAGGCGAUUCAGUCUUACUCUGUGAAGCUUGUAAUCACAACAGAAUUGCAGAUGAUAUCGGUACUGUUCAAAUACCAAGAGCAAUUGAAAAAAGAUUUGGACAGGGAAAUAUCAAGGUGGAUAUUGUCUUUGGCAGAGAGUAUCAGCUUAUUAAGGAUCUCUCCCAAUACAAACUCAUUAUUCACUGUGGAGGAUGUAUGAUUGAUAAGCAAAAGAUGAAUGCCCGUCUCUCUGACCUAUCCAAAGCAGGUGUUCCAAUCACUAAUUAUGGCCUCUUGCUCUCCUUCCUCCAAUCUGAAAAGGCAGUAUCAAGAGUGACUAAACCAUGGUUGAAUCCUUCAACUCCAUCUCAAUAA
Molecule: messenger RNA, 1632 nt
Organism: Naegleria gruberi
Lineage: Eukaryota; Heterolobosea; Eutetramitea; Acrasida; Naegleriidae
Product: [Fe] hydrogenase maturation protein
Exons: 1
Coding region: 1-1632 (543 amino acids)
Biological process (GO): tRNA methylation; tRNA wobble uridine modification
Cellular component (GO): cytoplasm
Molecular function (GO): GTP binding
Source: RefSeq, a predicted model, not a curated record